ACCGCAACACCAUCACUCGCUGAAAGCACGAACUUGCUCAAAGCUUUCAAAAAAUAGCAUACGCCUCGCAGUUGCUCUAUUUUAUACCCAUCAAUACCCAUUUAUCGACAUGUCUACUGCACAGCUUCUUCGCCCGCAAGCUCAGACAACGGACCAAGCUCAGACGACUGAGCAGCAGAGUUUGACCCUUUUGCACACGCUUAUCACUGCGAGCUUUGGAUGUAUCACGUACAUUCGAGGUAUCUUUCCAGAUGACAACUUCAUUGAGGAAAGGUUCCAGGCGAGCCAGAACCCCGCUGCUGGAACAAGGGGACUGACGCAUCGUGACUCGACCGCCGGAGGUGGGAAUGGAAUGAGGUUCAAGAAACUCAAACGUGGUUACUCCGAAGAAGCAAAUACGUUGCUCGAUUAUAUUGAAAAGGGAGUUUAUGACGCUCUUGAGAAGAGACAUCUCCGAUCUGUCAUCCUGGCCAUCUACCUUGACCCUGCCAAGCCUCAUGAUAUUAUCGAGUCAUACACAUUCUCUUUCGCCUAUAAAUCUACCGGCGAGGCCUGUAUGACUAUCAUCGACACCAACGGUCAACCCAUCGAUGGCGUUAAGAACCUUGAUGCGAGGAAGUCUGUACAGGCACUACUGAGGAGAUUGAUCAUGUUGACGCAGACCUUGAGGCCGCUGCCUGAUUCAAGAUGGAUUACUAUCAAGUUGGUGUACAAUGAGAGAACGCCGGAGGAAUAUCAGCCACCUGGCUUCAAGGAUAGUACAGAGGAGGAGGGGUUGAAGUUUACAAGUGGGGAGAGCGGAGAGGAGCCGAUGGCGUUCGAGGCGGGAACCAUGUGUGCUGGAUGGCACGCUGUGCAUCUGAAAGUUACCUCAAUGGCAGAUCGCUCUGAAGCAGAGGCCCUUGCCUCCGAGUCUGGUGCAGUGUCCCUUACCCCGAGCUCAACCACUGGUGAUGGAACGAAGGUGUGGGAUGUUGAAGAGGCUAUGGAAGAUGCAGAUGCUAUAGUGGUUGUGACGAACCCCAUGUCUAACAGCCAGCUAAGUCAGAGAAGGGCGAGGGAGGAUACUCAAGGUAGCGAAGAAGGGCUGUCCAGUGUAAAGCUUGGGGAGGCUAUGGGACAAAAGACUGCACAGAAUGACGGUUUGCGGGGGCCUGUGGUUCAAGAAAGGGUUGCACUUCAGCGCAUGCUUCAUCCUCGACAGGCUACCGUCCUCGAAGAUUCUACUCAACAACUCGACGAAUUCUCUCAAGUUACCCAGCUCAUCGCAUCCUCGCCAGCGACUGGCCGUCCACCCCUGAGAUCCAUCACCAUGCAAACCGGCAAUCAGACAGUUCCUCAGCCAGCCGCAGGGUUCAGCAAACCCGCAACAGCUAUGAAUGCUCUCUCUUCUGCUCUUUCUUCUGUUAAUGUUCCUUCCCAUCCGCCUACUAACAAUAACACGGUCUCGAAAAUGAAAUUGACCAGACAAAAGACGGAGGAAUUGAGAACGUUCGCGAUCCAUAAUGAAGGGAGGACGACGAGAAGUGGAAGGGGGAGUCAGGACGCUGAUGACGAUAAGGUUUCGUGUGAAUGCGGAGAUGACAAUGAUGAUGGGGAGAUGGUCCAAUGUGCUACUUGCAAGACCUGGUGUCAUGUCUGGUGCUACGGCUUCUCCAGUGGGAACGAUCCUAAGUUGCCAGAUGAUCAUACCUGUUACUCUUGUUUGUUGAAGAAAGAGGAGAGGUUGUUGGAUACUAUGCGUGACUUGGCCCUCUUCCGCCGAGCCCUUAUGAUCGUCUGGACCGAAGGUGUCUCCAAAACAAACCGCGACUUCGCCCAGCGUCUCUCCGUCGACCUUCCCACCGCAAAUCAGCUCACCAAGCGUCUUCAAGCUGAACGCUUUAUCGCUACCAACACAUCCAAAUCUGGAAAGCAGAACAAGAGCAAAGACUUGGCUAGGCACAGUUAUGCGAGCAUGACGGUCGUCAAGACAGCGGCGAAUCAGAAGAGGAUGAUGGCGAAGUAUUUUGAGCCGACGAGGGAUAUUGCGCAUCACUUUGAAGUUGAGGAGCAACCUCUUGUCCUGAAUGACACGGUUAUGGAGGACGCGCCUGCUGUACCCGAGCCCGCUCCUGUUCCGCCGAAGGUUCAACGACCGCCUACUCUUGUCGGUGGACUGGAUGAUGGGGAGGAGGAAGUCGAUGUUGUCCGCUCUGCUCAUGCCACACACCGGGAGGUAGACGAUAUGACAGACGACGAGAGCGAUGAUGAUCUGUCCGCUCCCGCGUCCCGCCAGGUCGCCACCAACAACCCCGCUCCUACCCCCAUGAACGACGGGUUCGCCGUACCUGGCCUUCCGCCGAGCAGAAUGGAGACAGUUAAGCAGAAGAAGAGGGGAAGAGACGAGAGUAUGGAGGCUACGAAGGAGGAGUUGAAGAAGAGGAAGACGAGUAUUGCGGUGGAAGGGAUUUAUGCCUGUGCGGAGUGAACGUAUCGCUUACCAUUGCCGCUUGAAGGGAGUUAUUGUUUUAUCUAUUUGUACGUAAUACCGAAUAUAUCAACGGGAGGGAACUGUGAGAAAUCAGAAAUCUGCGGGUGACGUCUUUGUUUCUCUCCUUCCCAAUGGGGCAACCGAUCUCGACCUCCACCUCGAACUCCCCACCGACAAUGGACACUUACGUUCUCUUCGCGAUUCUAUCAGGAGCAUUCGCAGCCCUCUCGAGUGUAUUCGCGAAGUUAUUCUCGAAUGAUGCGACAGUCCCUGCCAUUUUGAGGUUCCUCAACUUGGAACAUGUCGCAUUCGCUGAGCCCGUCGUACGGGGGUUGUGCUUCCUCCUUAUCUUCGCCUCGAAUGCAAUUGUAACCCCACCCUCCGUGCUCUCCUACCCAACUGCUCUAACGUUCUUUACGCAGAUGUGGACCUUCUUUUCCCGCGCUCUCGCCCUCUCAACUUCCUCCACAGCCCCAACAAUCAUCAAC
Messenger RNA from Saitoella complicata NRRL Y-17804, 2961 nucleotides. Its product is annotated as HORMA-domain-containing protein. Gene Ontology annotation, cellular component: nucleus. The transcript is spliced from 8 exons. The record is from RefSeq and is a predicted model, not a curated record. Gene Ontology annotation, biological process: synaptonemal complex assembly; meiotic recombination checkpoint signaling. NCBI's taxonomy places the organism in Eukaryota, Fungi, Ascomycota, Saitoellomycetes, Saitoellales, Saitoellaceae. The coding region runs from base 110 to 2470 and encodes 786 amino acids.